Hyla sarda is the source of this 1638-nucleotide messenger RNA. RefSeq names its product protein spinster homolog 1-like. The annotation marks the transcript as partial. Gene Ontology annotation, cellular component: membrane. The transcript has 4 exons. Gene Ontology annotation, biological process: transmembrane transport. Gene Ontology annotation, molecular function: transmembrane transporter activity. The record is from RefSeq and is a predicted model, not a curated record. NCBI's taxonomy places the organism in Eukaryota, Metazoa, Chordata, Amphibia, Anura, Hylidae.
CCUGAGAGGCAGAACCUGCCAUCUCUAAGCGUAAUGUCCACCGCACGUUCCAUCAUCACCGUAGUGAUCCUCGCCUUUGUUAAUUUGCUCAUCUAUGCAAAUCGCUCCAGCGUGGCGGGGGUGCUGCCUUAUAUACAGAAAGCAUAUGACACCAAUGCUAGUCUGUCCGGCUUAUUGAAUACAUUGUUCAUUGGAAGCUACGUGAUGGUCGCACCAAUUGCCGGAUAUUUGGGUGACCACUAUAAUAAGAAAUAUACUGUUUGCGCAGGAGUCAUCGUUUGGCUGAGCAUGACACUUACCCUGUCAUUCAUCCCUGACGGGUACUUCCUGCUCUUCCUGCUGACGAGUGGACUGGUUGGGGCCGGAGAGGCAACUUUCUGCACCAUCGCCCCCUCCAUCAUUGCAGACCUUUUUACAAGUGACCAGCGGACCCGCAUGCUGAACGUGUUUUACUCCGUCAUACCUGUAGGCUGCGGACUAGGAUACAUCAUCGGGCCCAAAGUGACUGAUGCAGCAAGAGGCAAUUGGCACUGGGCAUUUCGGGUCACCCCUGGCCUGGGCCUCAUAGCUGUGGCUUUGAUGAUUUUGGUCACAAAGGAGCUUCCAAGAACGACUACAAACGGGAAGAAGAACAACAAAUCCCAGAAGUUUGCCAAAUGGGCGACAGAUCUGAAAAAACUAUUUAAAAAUCGAAGCUUCAUGUUAACCACCAUGGGAUCGACGGCUGUAUCCUUCAUAGUGGGAGCCAUAGGUGUAUGGGGUCCGUCAUACCUGACCCACGCACGAACACUCCUACAAGAGAAGGACCCUUGCCGUGCUGAACCGUGUGACUAUCACGACAUCCUAAUAUUUGGUGUGGUUACAGUCGUUUCCGGCAUUCUGGGAGUUGUAGCAGGGACGGAGAUAAGUAAAAGAUAUCGCAAAUCCAACCCACGGGCGGACCCGCUUGUGUGUGGAUGCGCGAUGAUGCUCUCCGCCCCUUUUCUUCUGUUGGCAUUGACUUUUGGCAACAUCAGCCUCGUUGCCACCAACAUCUUCAUCUUUAUCGGAGAGACGCUUCUGUCAGUCAAUUUCACCCUCAUAUCUGACAUUAUACUAAAAGUAGUAACUCCGUGGAGGAGAUCUUCAGCCCUGGCCGUGCAGAUGACAAUCUAUCACCUCCUAGGUGACGCCGGCAGCCCGUACCUCAUCGGCCUGAUAUCUGACACCUACGAACGAGGAUAUGCCAAAUCCCCUCUUCUGAAAUACCGCAGCCUGGAGUAUGCCCUCAUGACCUGCACCAUAAUGGCAGUCAUCGGAGGGGCCUUCUUCAUGGCCACGGCCCUAUAUAUAGAGAGGGACGAAAAAGAAGCAGAGAUGGCCACCCUAUUUUGGAUACUGAAUAAAGAUAAAGCCAUGGUUGAGUUUGUGGCACAGCAGUUGCCAAUCAUAGCUCAUAUUACAAUGACCUGCUCUAUGCAGCAGAGUGAGGAUAAGAUCCCAAAAUACCCAGUUUGUGUUUUGCCUGUGUCAAGAGUAAUCCAAGCUUAUGGCUCACCUCCAAGUGAAAUUGAAAAGAUGGUCCGUUACCUGGAGAAGAAACAAUAUAAUGGCCCAAGUGUUGGUCAAACAUACAAGGCCAAAGCCGCUGUCCUAUAG